AUGAUUCAAGCACAGAUGCGGUUUGGUGCAACUGGGCAGGGCAAAAAAAGUUUCAACCAUCAUGAAUGUUGGGAGGUGGUGAAAUAUUGCAAACGCUUCAGAAUUAUUCCCACGGGUCCAGCCGUUGUGUUAAACGAGACGUCACUCCGUGAUUCAAUGACAUGGGAUUCACCUGUCGAUUCCCCUAUGAGUCAAGACUCACCCAUCGAAAAGGAGCUGAGGCCCAUUGGCCAAAAGGCUACGAAGGCAAAGAAAGCGGGUAAUUCGAGGAAUAAUAAUUCAAAAUUUUUGGAGGAAAUUGCAAGGCAGAAUGCCAUAAGAAUUGAAAUGUAG
This is a messenger RNA of Prunus armeniaca (apricot), 333 nucleotides long. The record is from the annotation of a GenBank genome assembly. Lineage: Eukaryota; Viridiplantae; Streptophyta; Magnoliopsida; Rosales; Rosaceae.